GCGGGUCCGGGAUCGGAGAGCCCAGGGGACUCGCCGCGCGGUGCCGGGGUCCCGCGGGCGUCUGGGGAGCCGUGGCCCGGGACACCGAGUCGCCGGCGAUGAGGACGGCGGGGCUGAGGCGGAGCGGCCCCCGGGAGUGACAGUCGCCCCGUCGGGAUUUCCCGUCCCCCUCCCCCGCAGGGCCCGGGCCAUGCGUGCGCCGUGAGGGGCGGGCGUCCCGACUCGGCGAGCUGAUGCGGACUCGCUUUUGAGCGGCUAGGGUCGAGCGAAGCAGCCCCAAGAUGGAGGAUUUUACCGCCCGGACCUACGGGACCAGCGGCCAGGACAACAGACCUCUGUUCGGGGAGACGUCUGCCAAGGACCGAAUCAUCAAUUUAGUUGUUGGCGGCUUAACCACCUUGUUGAUUCUAGUGACACUCAUCAGUGCUUUUGUUUUCCCUCAUCUACCUCCCAAACCACUGAAUGUGUUUUUUGCUGUCUGCAUCUCUUUGAGUAGUAUUACUGCCUGCAUACUUAUCUACUGGUAUCGACAAGGAGACUUAGAACCGAAAUUUAGAAAUCUAAUUUACUAUAUCUUAUUUUCUAUCAUCAUGUUAUGUAUAUGUGCAAACUUGUACUUCCAUGAUGUGGGAAGGUGAAGCUGCCAAGAAGAAACACUUACCAGGACAUUAUGUGACUUAAGUGCUGGAAAAAAGUGUGCUGAAGAAUCCUCUACAGAAGUCUGGUACAUGAUUUUCAUGUUAAUUGUAACUCUGAAUUCCCUCUUGCAAGGGAGCUAUAUCAUAGAUCUCUGCUUUCCUUUAAGAAGCUGAAACAUUCCAGCCUCAAAUGGCAAAGUAUUUUCACUUUUGAAAUUAAUUUCGUUUUUUACAAUUUAAUUGCAUGGCUCAAAUCUUGCAUUUUAAGACAAAUACUCUUUUAUUUCUGUUAAACUGGAUAUACAAUUAUUGUUCCCUAGGCAACCAACUUUUGCUUAUUACUACAGUUUCACAUUAAUAAAACACAGAUGGUGAAAAGACAA
Molecule: messenger RNA, 1021 nt
Organism: Peromyscus eremicus (cactus mouse)
Lineage: Eukaryota; Metazoa; Chordata; Mammalia; Rodentia; Cricetidae
Gene: Tmem243
Product: transmembrane protein 243
Exons: 5
Coding region: 282-638 (118 amino acids)
Source: RefSeq, a predicted model, not a curated record